UAAAAAUGUAUCGAUAUAUAUCAUAUCGAUACUUACCGAACUCUACUCGGAAUAAAUUUUCCGAAUUAUUAUUGAAUUUCCCGCAACGAAAAUAACGAAAUCAUUGAAAUCAAAAUCCCUUGUUUACAAAUGCGCGCUCAUCAAGUAGGCCGGCGUUUUCUGCUUCGUGCUUCUGUUCUACCCAGUCUACCCAUUUAGCAAGUAAACCAAGUUAAGUAGCAGUAGCUAGCAAGAUAUUAAAAAACACCAACCAUAAUAACGAAUUAAACUGAAUUCGCAGUACACUAUUUCGCAGUUCUCACUUCGCAGUCGCAUAGACAGUUCAUAAAUCAUAAUUCUAUUUUCGGUAAUUUUCUUUUUUGUCUGGGUCGACAGCAUACAGCGAUCAGCGACUGGGUCAAUCAAUAUCAAUAUUUCUCUUAUCUCAAGUCAUCAGUCUAUCGUAGUAAUUUCUUGAAUCAAUCCGGGAAUUCAACCAUUUGAACGGUUGAGCAUGGCCGCAACAGAAAAUAUAGGCAGUAUUGACAGUAUGAGUGAUGGUGUACAAUUCUUCGAAGGGGCCGAAAAACUUCUAGAGAUCUGGUUCACCACUGCUAACAGUAACCACAAGACAGCUGAUUUACGUAAAAUUCCAAGAUCAAAAUUGGAAUCCCUAAUGAAAAUUGUACGAUGUGAAAUAAUGAGUUUUGUGAAGAAUGAUCAAAUUGAUGCUUAUGUAUUAAGUGAAAGUUCGAUGUUCAUAUCCAAAAGAAGAUUCAUACUGAAAACAUGUGGUACUACUACGCCGCUGUUGUGUCUUGAGCCUCUUUUGUUGAUGGCUGAGCAAUAUGCUGGUUUCACUGAAGUCGAAGAUAUAUUUUAUUCACGAAAGAACUUCAAGAGACCUGAUUUACAAGUUAUGCCACAUCAGCAUUUUGAUCAAGAGGUCGCCCUGUUGGACAGCUUGUUCCCGGACGGAGCAGGUUACUGUCUUGGAGCCGUCAAUAGAGAUUGUUGGUACUUUUAUACCCUCAACCCCAUGCCUCAAACUAGACUACCAGCUCGAUCACCAAGUGAGGAAGCUGAUCAGACUUUGGAGAUUCUGAUGACUGAUCUCGACCCUGAAAUAAUGUCUAUUUUCACCAAGGAGGAGUGUCUCAACGCAACUGAGGCCACCAAGAGAGCUGGUAUUGAUAAGAUAGUUGCAAAUAUGGUGAUUGAUGACUUCUUAUUUGAACCUUGUGGAUAUUCCAUGAAUGGAGUAACUAAAAAUGGCUGUUACAUGACUAUCCAUAUCACUCCGGAACCUGAUUUUUCGUAUGUUAGUUUCGAGACCAACAUUCCUUCCAGCUCUUAUAAGGAAAUUAUAAAUAAGGUUCUAGAUACCUUCAAUCCAGGAAAAUUUACUAUCACAGUGUUUGCCAACCAACAAUCUCCAACGAAGGACACUUCAAGAGAGCUUCUAUUGUUGAAUCAAAUCGGAAAAUGGCAACGCCGCGACGUACAGAUGUGUAACUUCAAAAAUUAUGAUCUGAUCUAUGCUUUCUUCUGUAGGUUCCCCAGCUGAGGGUGUAAGGCUAAGCUGUGCAAAUGUGCAGCUAAAAAAGCAAUUCCCCUUUCCCCAGUCCAGUCUUCCUCGUCCCUAGCUUCCUUCCCUUUCAAUACAUCUUCUUCCCCAUGCCUCUCCAUAUCUUCUGAAUCUCGUCUUCAUAUUCCUAGCAUUUUGUCUUGUUCUUAUUUCGAUGACUUCAAAAGUGAAUAUUUUAAUUUUGAUGACCAUGGCGAUGACAACACAAACAAAGAAUUGUUCGCAAAAUUUUAUUCAACCAUUUCUAACUUCUCACAUCAUAUUAACAUUCCAAAUCAUCAUUGUCAUCCACAUGAAGUACAAAACUCAUCCAUGACACCUCAGUCCAGUCCAUUUUCAUUCUUUUUCUUAUAUUUCUCUCUAUUUGAACCUGCUUUCAAGUUUACAAGCUUCGAAUCGCCACUCGUACUUUUUUCAUGGUGGCGGAAUAAAAUUUCGUGAAAAUCACAGAAAAAGCUCUCAAAGUGAGUAAUGCAAAGUGGGCUUGAUGUUGUUUUUCUUUAACCUAUGAGGGUUAGAAAAUUGCACAUGAAUUUCAUCAUUUUGGUGAUUUUUAGACAGAACAAUGUAAGCAACAUUUAUAUAAUUCUACAUAUUACUAACCGUUGUUUGGGUGAAUGAUUCCUCAUUUGUUUCUUAGGUAGUUCCCCAAUUUCGCAUUGGUCCAGUAUGUGAUGAAGUUUCGGCCUUACACUUUUCUGUUAUAACAUCAACUAUCUCUUCCCACUUGUUCUACAGCUUUGAGAGCCUUUAUGAGUAUCAUUUCCGAUUCUUAGGUAGCCGUUUAAGUAAAGGGCCUUUAUGAGAAGGAACAUUUUUAUCAAAAAUUACCUUGAUCAGGGUUGGCAAAGGUCCAUUCAGUGUACAAAAUGAGCUCUAGUUUAUGUGUGUAGUACAACUAUCUUAGGAUUUUCUGUAACAUACAGGGUUUUGGUAAUUUGAUACAUGCCUUUGGAGAGGCUCUGUCACAGAAAAGCGCGUUGAGAAAUAACGCCAUUGGUCGACAUCACUUUAAUCGAUUAACCAUAAAACACUUCAUGAAUAGGAAUAAUUUGUUUGGGUUGAUAGUCAUUCUCCUCACACAUUAUAAUUUCUCACUAAUCUUUGCACUGUUUCGUUCAGUUGCAGAUAAUUGUUGUGAUUCUUUUUAUAUGUCUGUUAUGAUUUGUUCUGGCUAUAUUGAGUUUUGUUUCAACAAGAGCAGUUAUUGAAAUAUUCAAGUAUAAGGAAGGGGACUAUAUGCAGUAGAAUAUAAUAUA
Molecule: messenger RNA, 2826 nt
Organism: Phaedon cochleariae (mustard beetle)
Lineage: Eukaryota; Metazoa; Arthropoda; Insecta; Coleoptera; Chrysomelidae
Source: the annotation of a GenBank genome assembly